AUGGUGGACGGCCGUGCUCCCGUGCCGAUGGGCCCGUUCCAGUGCGCCGAUGUCUCCAAACGUCUUGGCAAAUUCGAGAACACGGCGCCUGGAGACGACGGGCUCACCUAUCGGCACUGGAAAAGACUCGACACUGAGUGCACGGUCCUAACGGAGGUCAUCAACGUAUGCCUCCGUUAUAAGAUGGUUCCACCCGCAUGGAAGAAAGCGGUGACUGUGCUCAUAUAUAAAAAGGGAGCGAAAGAGGACCUCAAUAACUGGCGGCCCAUCUCACUCAGCCGGACGCUGUAUAAGCUGUACGUGGGGUGUGUCGCCGGUCGGCUGACGGAGUGGCUUCUGUCAAACAAGGUCCUCAGCCCCUGCCAGAAGGGAUUCCUGCCGGCGGACGGCGCGUUCGAACACAUCCACACUCUCAAUUGA
Messenger RNA from Macrosiphum euphorbiae (potato aphid), 420 nucleotides. The record is from the annotation of a GenBank genome assembly. NCBI's taxonomy places the organism in Eukaryota, Metazoa, Arthropoda, Insecta, Hemiptera, Aphididae.